Amphibalanus amphitrite is the source of this 2274-nucleotide messenger RNA. Its product is annotated as 28S ribosomal protein S35, mitochondrial-like. Gene Ontology annotation, cellular component: mitochondrial small ribosomal subunit. Gene Ontology annotation, biological process: mitochondrial translation. The record is from RefSeq and is a predicted model, not a curated record. Gene Ontology annotation, molecular function: structural constituent of ribosome. Bases 571 to 1542 code for a protein of 323 amino acids. The transcript has 2 exons. NCBI's taxonomy places the organism in Eukaryota, Metazoa, Arthropoda, Thecostraca, Balanomorpha, Balanidae.
CUUAAAAUGAAUAUAAUUAUGUUCAGUUGAUAGGUAUAUACUCAUAAUAAAUUCGCUAAUAAAAAAAUAGGUAUUAUCUAACCAUCAACAAUAUCAAAAAGACAAAAAGUGCGAAUAUACUGAGCGAAAACUGCAUUACAGUUUACCACGAGCAUAACUGGGACCAGACACGCCGAAAUAGAACACUACCUAUAUCAAACCGUGCUGUUUCGUUCCAUCAUGCGCUUAGACUUUUUAGGGCCUUGCUUCGACCGAAAAGUCAAGAGCGCUUAGACGUAUUAAAUUCGAAUAAGAGGAAUAGGGCUUACUGGGGUCGAUGAUAUAUAAAUGAUAGAAGGGCAGUUCCUUUUACUUCAAUAAAGAGCUUAAGUUCUCAUUUGCCAUUUGCUGCCAUUAUCAAAUGUUAUCGUUCUAAUCUAGGCCAAGGAAAGGUUGUCGGUACCAUCAAUGGAUAAUUAGCACAAAACUAGAUAAGCUGACAUCUCAUACAGAGAAAUAUUGAACAACUGCUACAACUUCCUAGCAAGUCUCUGGUUGUGCUGCUUGUCUGGUUCACUCUGGUGGUGAGUCAUGCUGUCCCUGUGUUUCCUACCCGCGCGGGCGGCCGUCCCCUCGGCUCGCCUGGUCUGCGUUCGCGCCGCCUCCGGUCAGCCGGCGGCCGGCCGCACAGACGACCCCCAGUUCCGACCUCUGGACAUCGGCCGCCGGCGCGAAGUGGUGCAGCAGGCGCGCGAGCGGCGCCGCGCCACCCUGCCACCGCCGCGCCACGAGCGUCAGCCGGUGAACCAGCAGUGGGGGGACGUGUGGCCGGCUCCCAGGACCUUCCACCCGGACGCGGUGCCACUGCCGCUCAGACAGGGCUUCGUGAAGCGGCCCAACGCGCAGGCGCCGCCCGGGAAACACGCCAACGCCGAGCUGAUGAAGAUUGCGAACUUCCUCCACCUCACACCGCCGGUUAUUGAGCGCCAGUGUCGCGCGCUGGCCAAGUUCUGUACCCCCUGGCCGGAGGGUCUCACUGACGAGCGUUUGGACGAGCUCCGGCCUCUGGAGGUCAUCACUCAGGAUUUCGUACACGCGUCGCCCACACUGCGACACCCGGAUGCGCGCGUGGUCUCGCUCAAAAUACCCCUCUCCUGUCUGGAUCUCACCGAAACGGACCGCGACAAGCUCCUUCGUCUAGUCGGUGAUCGACACGACCCGAAAACAGACGUCAUCACCCUCACCGCCGACCGGUGUCCACUGCGUCGUCAGAACCGCGACUACGCUCUCUACCUACUCACGGUCCUCUACUUCGAGAGCUGCAAACGUGAGCCGUGGGAAGCGGAGCUUCGCACGGUUGCCGAUGCUGAGAAGUUCGUGUGGGCGGGAUCGGCGUCGGAGGCAGCCGUGGCGCCUCUUGGGGCUGCUGCCGAUGUGGUUAACAGCUAUGGUGAGGCCGUGACACGAUUACACAACGAGGGAGAGGAUGAGAGCACUCUGGCCGAGUACAGGAAGGCGGUGGUGGCGCUGCUCGGCUUGCCUGAACAUGUGGGCGCGAACUGAGACGUGAAAAGACUGAAGGUGUUGCGGACUGAGGUGUACAGAGAUAGUUGGUUGUCAUGGAGACGAAUUGAGUUCUGUCUCGCGACGUGGGACGGUGGAUUGUAUGUGUGUGUGUUCGCUGGGCAAGAGUGUUAAAUGUUAGGAAAGCAGCGGGAGAUGAAAUAGGAAGACUUUCUUGCCGACAUUGGAUGAUGUUUCUUUGCUGAGGAGGUUGAAUGGCUUUGCUGAAUGGCUAUAGGGCACGUAAGCACGCUUUAAAUUCGGUACAAGGUUGUUUAAAGGGAAAUUUCGAUGAUGUCCAGUCCUUUUGUAAGCAUCGAAUUUUGUGAAUGUACACGGGUCAUGAAAUUUUCCGUUUUGAUGUAGUGCUGUUUUAUGUGACAAUGCUGACUGUCAUAGUGACUGUCAGCAAAAGUCUUAAACUGAUAGUUCUUUUUUUACGAUUUGCUUUGAUCGUGCAAUAUCUGUGUAGCAACGUUUGGAUAGGGCUCUUUUCAAGUGAACCCAGAUACGAAUCUAUUGCGAUGAUUUAAUAGCAGUAAUGCAUAGCUCUUGCGAAUAAAAAUCAAACAGGCGAAUGUUUGUCGUAGAAAUAUAAAGUCAGCCAACACAUUCUUUCUCCCUCUGUGCUUCAUGAAUAUGAUCGUUGAGUUUCGGUGUUGCUGGAAUGAAUAGUUACGAGAGAGCUUGCACAGAAGGUCCCUCCAAAUAAACUUUAGCUAUGAGUGAUAA